CUCCUUCCUACAGACUCCAGCUUCCUGUCUGAGGAGUGACUCCCAGCCACCUGGCCACAGGGCAGUGGAGUCUGGGGUCCAGCUCAAACCAGGACCUUCACAGAAUGGGGCUAAACCCCGAGAGUAUCCCCUCUGCAGCACGGGCUGCCCUCAUAGGAGGGAUCUCAGCAAACGGCAUCACCAGGCAAUUCCCGUUGUUCAUAAAGACAGAGAAGUUAAGCAACUCAUGCUGCUACCUGAGCCAACGAUCCCCGGACACAGCAACACCAGCGGAGCUGCAGGGAAAGAUAUCAGCUGUCUGCAUCCGCACCCUUGAAUCAAUCAUAAGCAUCAUGCUACUGCAGCCUGUGUCCGCAGUCAACACUGUGGAAGAGCAGAGGGCCCGCUGGGAGAGGAAACGUAGACGGACAGCCAAGGAACUGGUGGAAACGGAGCAGAAAUACCUGGAGCAGCUGGACUUGGUGACCACAUAUUUUGUGACAAUUCUGAAGGCCAAAGGGACACUGCAGCCAGCUGUGCGGGAAGCCAUCUUCGGUCGCCUGGAAUCCAUACAUUGCACCAGCCAGAUUCUGCUGUUUCACUUGGAGAGAGGGCACUUGGGGCUAGGAUUGGAGGGUUUCUGUCAGAAUAUGGAGCUCUAUGGCCACUAUGCUGAAAACUUGGAGCAAGCUAAGAAAACCCUGCAGGAGCAGGUGAAGAAGAAUAAGGCAUUUUGCCGGUUUAAGAAGCUUCAAGAGUCUCGACCUGAGUUCCUGGGAUGGCAGCUGGAGGAUCUGCUCCCUCUGCCACUGCAGAGGCUCCAUCAAUACAAGCACUUGUUCAGAGACCUGAUGGAGAACUCCAGCCCGGAUAGUGUGGAGUUCCAGCACCUUGCAAAAGCUGUGAAAUCUGUUUCUGAGGUGUCUCAGUGGGUCCAUAGCACAAUUUGCAGCCGUGAGAACUCAAUGCAACUGCUUCGGGUCCAGAAACUGCUCAAAGGACGGAAGACCAAGGUGCUGACUCCAGGGCGCUGGUAUAUCCAAGAAGGCUGGCUCAUGGUGGUACCCACAAAGGGCGAAGAAGUGAAGCGUAAGAUGUUCUUCCUCUUCUCCGAUAUCUUGAUUGCGACGAAGCCCUGCCACCCACUGCAUCCCCUGAACUCGGACAAGUUUUCUUGCCAGGCAGUCUAUCCACUUAACCAGUGCACAGUGGAUAAAGUGUUUGGCCAUACCCAGAGCCAGGGAGGGCUGCUCAGUCUCUCCUUUCCCCACAAGACACUGCUGUUGAUGUCAAGCAACCAGGAGGAUAUUAACAACUGGUAUCUGAAUCUGACAGCUGCUAUCAGGCAGCUGAAAGCCAGGCCGACCCUUAUACACCAGAAGGAAUACCUGACAGAACAACCUGUCAGCUCAAGAGAGGCCCACACAGUCCAGAAAAUGUGCCAGGAUUUAUAAGAGCAAAGAUUGGUUUGGCCACUUCCCAUACUUGUUCGUCAGAGACAAAGGGCAAGCUGAUACCUCAGCCAGGUGUAAACAAGGCUGAUGGAUAUUACCUGCUAAAUGGCCAUUCUUUGGCAGGAAAGGGGGCAGGGGCAAAAAUCUGUAUCUUGAGUUUCCUUCCACACAAACAGCCUGUCGCUUUGCUUCUAGCUGGAAAUGCUCUCAAAGGGGGCAGAGGACUCUCUCUCCCUUCCCAUCACAUUUUCUGCAUCUGACAAAACAAAGGAAGCAGCGGUUGGACUCUGGGGGAGGGGUCCUUACAUAAAGAGUUUGGUCAGCAAGACUGCUGAAAGCAUGUGGUGAGAAAUCUUUCCUUUUGAAUAUAAUCUAUUGUUAGGCACCAGUGAUUGUUUUAUUUUUCUUGUAACCAUUUCUGACUUAUGGCUCAUUACUCGUACUCACUUAAAAUCCAUCUUUGCAGUUAAUAAACUUCUUUUAUCUAA
This is a messenger RNA of Chelonia mydas (Green sea turtle), 1921 nucleotides long. RefSeq names its product Rho guanine nucleotide exchange factor 39 (gene ARHGEF39). The record is from RefSeq and is a predicted model, not a curated record. The transcript is spliced from 11 exons. Gene Ontology annotation, molecular function: guanyl-nucleotide exchange factor activity. Gene Ontology annotation, biological process: positive regulation of cell migration. Lineage: Eukaryota; Metazoa; Chordata; Testudines; Cheloniidae. Gene Ontology annotation, cellular component: plasma membrane. Bases 105 to 1433 code for a protein of 442 amino acids.